UAUGGGAACGGCUGAGGCUGUUUAUUCUCCUGCUCAAGGUCUUAUUUGGGCUGUUGGACCUCCAGCAUAUCUUUCCAAUUUUCUUUUGGCAACAUUGACAGCUUUACACAUGAAAGCUAUAAAGCUCUUCAUGUCUACAAUCAAGGUGUUCUCCUCAACAUUGCACUUGUGAGUGCAUGGCUGCUGUGGCGGUGCUGACCUUCCUGGUUGAAAUCUCCUUAUGCCUGAUCCCUGGGGCAGCGGUGUCGUUAGACCCGGGUGUCCGAGUAUACAGCCCUGAAUGUUUUAUGAAUAGCCCCGGAUCUCAUUCUUGGUGGUAGCUACUAGCUAAUUCACUAAGGCAAGACUUGAAGGCUAUGGAUAUAAGAAGCUUUUUCAAAAAUAAAAAGGAUGGAGGCAACGAGGCACAGGCGAGGGGAGAGGAGGUGGAGGAGGACGUGAGAGUGCUACUGCCUCAUCUACAAGCUCAAGUUGGUGAAGAAGAGGGCUCUUUUAGCUAGUCUAGCUCAGUGGCUCUCAAACAAUUUUGUCACAAGGCACUCCAUUUGUGUCUGAGAAGAACAAUUCCUCCGUGAGAUACAAGACGAACUGUGCAGCAUCAAACUCUGCCGUAUGAAAACAGUAGCAAAAAGAGAAAAAAUCCCAAGGAUCAUCAGGACUGUCCCAGCUGCACCCGGGCCAUCAGUUGGCCGUUGUUUACCAGCUGUACGAACUGUUGUCAAAUGUCUGUUUCGAGUGCUACGAGGAACUACCCAUGUCCCAUCCCCUCAGUCCAUCCCUCCAUCUGAACAAAUUCGGCCAGUCGAAUUAUAUACAAGAAAAAAGAUGAUUGUCCGAGUCCAACUGCCCAUCAACAACAAAGCUCUUCCAAAACCACUUCUCUGGUGACUCCCAGCUCAUUCAUGUCCCGUAUCAUAGCGCGGCCCAUCUUCUGUGCUGUGUGACCCUGGUUCCUCCCACCCGCUGUCUGCCAACCUCCGCAGUGAAGCUGUCUGUUCAGGUACUCCUCCUCGGUCAGGCUGUGAUGCCAAAUCUCUACAGACCCUCUGCUACCACCCAGGAAGGUUUUCAUUCAGCCAUCUAGAUGAACUUUCAGGAAUGCUGGAAACGGGAUCUGGGAUUUGAUGUUCUUCUCCCUUAGCUGCUUUUUGCUGUCCCCAUAUUCACCUCAUCUCCUCUGCAACUCUGGAGGAUUGUUUUUUGCAAAACCUAUGAGAUCGAAGCGCUACGUGACCAUGUUGGACCCAUUUCAGCAUCGCUAUGGCAACAUGUUCACCACAGCACUAUUGCUUCCUGCUUUGGCAAGUGAUAUUUUGUGGGUUGCCUGCAUCCUUGCUGCUCUGGGGGGAACCAUGAGUGUAAUUCUCGGGCUUUCGUCUACCAUCUCCAUCAUAAUCUCGGCCGCUGUCUCCAUCAUCUACACUUUUUUAGGGGGUCUCUACUCUGUGGCAUAUACCGAUAUCAUCCAGCUUUCCUUCAUCUUUGUCAGCCUGUGGCUCUGUAUUCCCUUUUUGAUACUCUGUCCUGCUGUUACUGACAUCUCACAAACAGCCCUUGUCAACCAAUCAAGUGGCAUCUCAUGGAUCGGAGAGCUGGAGCUGGCUGAUGCAGGAAAAUGGGCAGACGAGAUGCUGUUACUGGCUUUAGGGGGACUGGCCUACCAAGCUCUACACCAGAGGAUCCUCUCUGCAGGCUCCUCGGCUCAGGCUCAGGUCACCUGUUUUGCUGCUGCUGGGGCAGUUUUUGUUAUGGGAAUCCCUUCAGUUAUCAUUGGAGCUGUGGCUGCUUCUGCAGACUGGAACCAGACAGCGUACGGUCUACCCCCUCCUUAUGAACGUGGGGAGGCAGGGAAGAUCCUGCCGUUGGCCCUGCACUACCUCACACCCACCUGGGUGUCAGUGUUAGGCAUUGGUUCUGUGGCUGCAGCAGUUAUGUCCUCCAUGGACUCUGCGCUGCUGUCAUCAGCAUCUAUGUUUACACAAAACAUAUACAAGACGACUUUGAGGAAGCAGGCUUCAGAGCGAGAACUGCAGCGGGUGAUCCGUGUUAGCGUGCUGGUGGUGGGCCUGGCUGGAACAGGCCUGGCCUUUGAUGAUGACAGUGUGUUCUCUCUCUGGCUGGUAAGCGGGGACCUACUCUACUGCAUAGUCCUCCCGCAGCUCGUUUGCGUGCUGCACUUCCGCUGUGCUAACAGCUACGGGGCUAUCAGCGGCUACGUGGGAGGGCUGCUGCUCCGUGUGCUGAGUGGGGAGCCGUUACUCGGGAUCCCUCCUGUACUUCUUUUCCCUGGCUGGAGAGAGCAGGAUGGAGUUAUCAAACAGUACUUUCCCUUCAGGACUGUCGCCAUGCUUUGCUCUCUGAUGUGUCUUAUUAUAGUUUCCUGGCUGACAGAGCUAGGCUUUCGCCACCAACUAAUUCCUCAGUCCUGGGAUGUACUGGGGGUGUUUAAAGAGAGAAGAGAGGCGGAGGGGGAGAAAAUACCUGUUCAUCAAGAGGCGAUGGACUUUAUUCAUAAUACAAAACUCUAGGCUUAACUUAAGUACAACCUCAGCCAAAGUAUACACAAACCUCUUUUUAUGCAUAUUCCUACCAGCCUCCUGCUCUGCACAGACUAUUUAUACACGCUCUUAUAUGUACUGUAUACUACACAUGUUUAAAACUAAAUUAUAUAUGAUUUUAAAUCCACCAAACUCUGACCAGCGGUAUGUUUAGAGUGAUUUAAGGAGGCAGUUGAUAGGUGUGUCCUUUUAGCAGAACAGUAUUAGUCAAAUAAAUUUUUAUUUGUAUAGACCAAUAUCACAAAUUUGCCAUUAUAAAAAAACGUUUAACAGGGAAAACACUGAAGACACAUCAGGAAGAGCAACAGAGGAGGGUCCCUCUUCCAGGAUGGACAGGCAUACAACAGAUGUUAUCAGUUGACAGAGUUAUAUAUAGAUUGAUAGCAUAUAUGAAGAAUAUGAUAAGGUGGAAGGUAAAAUGACCAGAGUGUGUUACCCUCAACAAAGCAAUCAAUCACUGGUGGAAAUGGACUGAAUAAUGAGUAACACUUAAAGUUUGGAAGUUAAAUUGAAAAUAUAUGACGGCAACACCUCCACCUUGUUUAGUAGCCCGAACAACAUGGACAUUAACAGGGCCACAUAUGAAGACCUCAGGAUUCUGAUCUUGAUGUUAGAAUUCAUUUGUUCACAUGAACUCACUUGGUCCUAUUCCUUGUUAAUUGAACCUCUUUCCUUAGUUGUUAAUCAUAGCACAAACUUUUCCAUAUGUACUUUUUAAUCAAACCAACUGGUGUUUAUUUAAAUGUGUGAUCAUUAGACAUUCCUAGGCUUUGUACAAAGCAGUUCUACCUCUCUGCAUUUAAUAAGCACAUGAGGGAGGGGAGCUUAACUGCUAUUGGUGAUGCAACACCUGAGAUGUUGAGGGUGAGUGUUCAUCAGAAACAAAUUGUUUAGCAGACAAGAGUUAAGUGUUUCCCAUUAUUUGAUGUUUUAGAGGGAUCAUCGGGACCAUCAAGAUAUAAAAAUAUAACUGCUAUUUUUUUAGAUGUUUUGUGAUUGGAAGUGUUCAUAAAAAAUUAAAUAUAA
This is a messenger RNA of Thunnus maccoyii (southern bluefin tuna), 3584 nucleotides long. Its product is annotated as high affinity choline transporter 1-like. Bases 1125 to 2528 code for a protein of 467 amino acids. Gene Ontology annotation, molecular function: choline:sodium symporter activity. NCBI's taxonomy places the organism in Eukaryota, Metazoa, Chordata, Actinopteri, Scombriformes, Scombridae. The record is from RefSeq and is a predicted model, not a curated record. Gene Ontology annotation, cellular component: plasma membrane. The transcript is spliced from 9 exons. Gene Ontology annotation, biological process: choline transport; transmembrane transport; acetylcholine biosynthetic process.